AUGAAAGACUCAAUCCUCAUCUCCCUCCUACCGCUUCUCCUGGCAGGCAGCUCGGCUGUUCAAGCCUCACCAGCUCCCAAACCCUCGAUCGAGUUCCUCAAUAACGGACAGGUCCACCGCAACGGCGCCCAUAACAUCCACGUCUCAUACGACCGACCUGAAGCUCUGAGUGGCGAUGUCAUUCUCGUCUACGGUGACUGCGGGUUGGAUCACCAUUCCAAGUCGCACCACGAAGUGGGCCGAUUCAGCUCGGACAACUACAAGCGAGAUGGAAUGCCCACCCGUUUCGUCUGGCUCACUCCGGAAGACGCCCCCAGUGGCGGCUGUCUCCACGCAUUCACCGAUGCAGGCCUGGUCGGUCAAUCCGCCCCGCUCGAUAUGCAACAUGCCCCCUUCGGCAAACGUAACACCCUGUCCUCUAUCAAUGACCCUUACGGCGCUUGGUUCGACGGAGUAGCCUACCUCAAGGCCAAGGAACCUGAAGCUUCGUUCGUCGCAGGAAAAAAGGACCAGAAGAUCGGGAUCAUCGGAGGUGGGAUGUCGGGUCUCAUGUCCGCCUUGUUGCUCGACUCGGUCGGUAUCCAUAACUGGGAGAUCUCGGAAAGCUCUCAACGUAUCGGAGGACGUCUGCAUACCGCAUACCUCAACGGUACCAAGCCUGAGGAUUACCAGUACCAGGAGAUGGGGCCCAUGCGAUUCCCUACCAGCUUGACCUACACGGGUACCAACGAGACGCUCGAGAUUCAAGACCACAAACUCGUCUUCCAGCUUGCGGAUGAGCUUAACAAGAUGAACAAGGGAGGCGACCCGUCCCUGCAGGUCAACUUUAUUCCCUGGAUCCAAAACAACCCCAACACCUAUCAAUACGUCGGAGGUCUUCGAAACCCCGACGGCACUGCACCUCGACGAAGCCAAUAUGCUGCCCUCGCCGCCAACGCCUCUGCUGGCACCGAGGCUGCUGAACCUAAUGCUGCUGUCGAGGCCGCCGAGGAACAUCUCGAAGAGUUUAUCGGGUACCAGGACAGAUACGCUCUUUCCGCUGCCAAUAUCUUCAAGGCUCACAAGGCUGGCAUCGAGGGUGGUCUGAUGGACUUCUCCGAGUCGAUGUUUUUGAGAUCGCAAGGACUGGGAUGGAACGAGACCUCGGCUGUCGGCGGUACCGGAACCCUUUGGGACGAGAUCUACGACGGCGUCUACUUCUCUGCCACCACCUGGAAGACCAUCGACAAGGGUUUAAACCGUCUGGCCGAGGCUUUCCACCCCAUCGUCGACAAAAAGAUCACCUACGGCCGACGAGUCAACAAACUCAGUUACGAUGAGUCCACGAAAAAGACUUCUGUACACUGGUACGAUAAUGCCAAGUCUUCCAGCGAGACAUUGACCUACGACAAGACCAUUGUCGCCGUUCCCUUCUCUGUCGCGCGACUUUGGCGACUGCCGAAAUUCAACCCCGUCAUGACCGAGGCAAUCACUGGACUUGGUUACUCUUACGCCUGCAAAGUCGCUCUUCUGUACAAGACUCGAUUCUGGGAGCAGAUCGAGGACCCUAUCUUCGGUGGUUGCGGGUCGACCGACUUGCCAGGGAUCGGUUCUGUCUGUUACCCCGCUUACAACAUCAACGGUACCGGUCCCGGAGCCAUGCUCGCCAGUUAUACUACUCCCGUCGGACCCUCCCUCUCUGCCAUGUCUGAAGCCGACCACGUCGGUAUGGUUGUCGAGGCCAUGAACGAGAUUCACGGAGACAUCGCGCGCGAGCAGUACACUGGUGAAUACGACCGGGUCUGUUGGGGUCUUGACCCUCAUCAAGCUGGAUCGUGGGCCUCACCUUACACCGGCCAACACGAGCGAUACAUGCCCGAAUACCACAAGACUCACUCGAACCACAUCUUCGUCGGCGAACACACCUCGGUAAACCACGCCUGGAUCUUCUCUGCUCUUGAAUCAGCCACUCGAGGAGUCGUUCAGCUGUUGCUCGAAGACGGUCUCGUUGACGAAGCGAAGGAGAUCGUUAACAAAUGGAUGGCGAGGUGGAUCUCGGUCUAA
Filobasidium floriforme is the source of this 2043-nucleotide messenger RNA. RefSeq names its product flavin-containing amine oxidoreductase-domain containing protein. The transcript has 11 exons. NCBI's taxonomy places the organism in Eukaryota, Fungi, Basidiomycota, Tremellomycetes, Filobasidiales, Filobasidiaceae. Gene Ontology annotation, biological process: amino acid catabolic process. The coding region runs from base 1 to 2043 and encodes 680 amino acids. The record is from RefSeq and is a predicted model, not a curated record. Gene Ontology annotation, molecular function: L-amino-acid oxidase activity; polyamine oxidase activity.